AACCCGAUUAUAUCUAUACCAGUUUAUAUCAACACCAGAUCCUACUCUAUUGGUUUUAACCAGAUUAAAUCUAAACCAGAUUAUAUCUACACCAGAUCCUAUUCUAGUCUAAACCAGAUUGUGUGUGUGUGUGUGUGUGUGUAGCUGUGUACUGAUAGACAGCAGACGGACCGGAAGAGAUGGCUGGAGGAGAAGAUGCUUCUGAUUGGUCAGGCUAAGGAAGCAGAAGAGAAGAGGAACCAAGAGAUGAGGAAGUUUGCAGAGGACAGAGAGCGACACGCUAGGGAACACAUCCAACUGGAGAGUGUUUGUGCUGAGCUGGCGGUGAAGGAGCAGGAGAUGGGCCAGUGGAGGAGGGAGAGGGACUCCCUGGUGUCUGCUCUGGAGGUCCAGCUGCUGAAGCUCCUCUCCUGCAACAAAGAGCAGGAGCAGCUGAUCGAGCAGCUCCGCGCUGACCCCGGCCCGCCACCAGAGACUACCCUGGACUCCACCAGCAGAAGCUCAGCAGAGAGGACCAGUUCGGGUUCGGCGGGGUUCCCCUCGGUCCUGGAGUCUUCUCAGAUCUCCACUGAGAAUGGGCGGAGGAGCCGGUUCCCCCGGCCUGAGAUGGAGAUCUCCUUCAGCCCCCUGCAGCCCAACCGCCUGGCUCUGAGAAGGCAGGGGGAGCAGGACUCGGUCACCGUCAAGAUCAGCCGCCCCCGCAAGAGGAGGAGCAACGACAUGGACAGGGAUGAGGUAGAGGUUGAAAACAAAAUAAAUACCAAGACCAAAUUGACCCCCAAACAGGAGGAGGGCCCCUCUCCUGGCGGGGGAAGCGUUACACGCAGCAGGAAGGACGGAGCGCUGCUGAGGAUCGGAGACUUCCUGCAGAGCUCCCCCACGCUGUUCACCUCCGGAGCUAAGAAGGUGAUGAGUCUGGUUAGCAGCUCUUCCUCUUCCUCUGUGAGGGUGAAGAAAAGCAAGAAGAAACUCUACCAGCCACACAUCUCCUCCCCCAUGGACCUUCCCUCCAACCCGAUCAUCCCUGAGGAGAAGGACAGCGACCACCUCAUCAUCAAGAGGCGCCUCCGAAGCCGGACAGCCAAGUAGCUGCCCCUACUCUCCUCCCCUCUCCCCCAACCCUCCACCCUGAAGUGCAACAGAAGGAGUCUUGGAGGAGUCCAUUCAUCGCGUACUGCUUGGGGAGUACUAAUACGCCAUAAUGCUGUACUAUAUAUAUAUACAUAUCUAUACACAGAUCAAUAUUUGGGCAUGGGAUGCUGCUGUAGGCCGUCUGGGGCAAACAUUAUUAUCAUGAUUAUCAUUUUAUUCUGUUAUCUUCUAACGUCUUCUUCCAAGUCUUGGACCUCAGACCGUCUGCCCGGUCAUGGAUGAACCAAGACUGGAUCUAGUGCGCUAGUGAGGGUCCUGGUUAGAGAGUUAAGGCCCAAUCCCAUUUCUACCCCUUACCCCUUCCCCUUACCCCUCCCCCUUGUUUUGAAGGGGUAAGGCGAAGGGGUAGAAAUGGAAUUGGGCCUUAGUGUCACCCACCCUCUAGGGGUCCUGAUGUUUAGGAUUAUAUUAGGACAUUAUAUAAUGUUAUGAUUCAUGACAUAUAUGAUUAUACUUAAUCAUAUAUGGGUCUAUAUCUGAUCAUACAUAAUCAUAUUUGAAUGGUGCCCUUCUAGCCAAAUAAAAGCAUAAGGAUUCCAGACCAUUUUGAUUCUGAUAAAAAAAAGUCAGUCCAUUAUUAUCGCAUAUACAUAAGUUAAUCAGAAUGUGUACUCUGAACCUUUGUGAAUGGUAUGCUUUAAGUUGACUUUCAUUUCUUUAAAUUUACUGUAUAGACAUGUUCACUUAAGACACGUAGCUGGCGUGGUGCAAGGGAAAUGUUUGCGGCUGCGGGAGUCAAUACCUCCAACAUGUUUAAUAAUUUGUAUGUAUAUUGAUUUGACGGCUCUACGACUCUGAAUACGAGGUCAUCUUGGUUCAAAAGAACUGUUAUAAAGACACCAGCAUCUAGUUCCUCUUCUCAAACCUUGAUCUUUUAUUGGAUGUCACUAUGUGGACCUUGAGUCGGAUGAUUAAAUGUGAUGGGAUGUAAAUAACAUAGCCCAUGUAUAGGUCAAUAACAUGUAGAACAUGUAGCCCAAGCUUAACAACAUCAUGAUAGUUCAACGUCAUGUGGUCAGGAGAAAUAAAAGGUUUAGCCUAACCCACGAACUAUACUGUAUCCUGGGGAUGAUUCGGAAAUUAAAUUGCUAUAAUAAACUGACCUAUAAAUGGUUUUGACUCAGCGAGGGUAGCAUUAAAGCUAAUUAAUGUAGCAUCCUCGGCACAUCUGUUUCCUUCACGUGAGCUUUGAGGGACUAGCCUGUUGCUAAUAGGGCGGCAGUAGCUCAGGUGGUAGAGCGGGUUGUAACUGGAAAGUUGGUAGAAAACCCUGAGUAACAGGCACAGAAAGGAGAGAAGGUGGUGAGGGAGGAGAGGGAAAGAAAUGGCAGUAUUGCUCCAUUUAGGGGUUCCUGGACCCUUAUUUGCAGUGUAGAGUAACGAGUGGAAACGUUGGGGAAGAGGAUUUUGUUGUCCAGCUCCCUGCCCAGAUACUGCAGCACAACCCAGCCCUCAUGUUCAGCAGCCACGCCUACACUCCCUCAGCCUCCCAGCACACCUCUCCAACCCCAUGGCUCCACUGGGGGAAAAACAAGAAGAGCUCAUCCCAAUCCGGACGGGUUGAAGAGAGCCUCAUGUCUACUGAAUGAGCAGCAUGACCCAGAGGAGCUCCUCCUCUUGAUCCUCGCCCCAAUGCUCAGAGGUCAAAUGAUGGAAAGAAGACGGGAAACCCAGAUAGAAACGUUGUUGUAUGGUUACCUGUUACCUGUUCUGUAUUUAUCAUAAAGUUAUGUUACUUUUUAUAGAUGUUAUAUUUAGAAAACUUCUUGCUGUGAACAAUAAAAUGUGGAUGUGCCUUGUUACAGAUUUUGCGUGUACUGUAAGGAUUUAUAUUAUAUAUAUAUACACACAUUUUUUUCUCCAGGCUAAAAAUGAGGCAGAGAUGGUAGCCAUUUCAGAGUAGCCAAUAAGUGGAGAGGGUUCCUCUUGUCCCUGAAGACAUUCAUUCAUUCACUCAUAAAUAUUGAUCUAGUCAUUUCUUUAUGUUGGCUAUAUGUUUUCUUUAUUCAUGCAAACACGAUCAAAUUGAAGUGUAUUGGUUAUGAAGGUGUAGUUGUUUCGGUGCAAGGUUCUCCAGGUCGUUAUGUAGGAGGAUGGCAUGUGUUCCUGUGGCAUAACUGGCCUACUUAGCUUUCCUCCAACCCUUAACAAUCCAUCUUCCAUGACUGGAUCUAGCCUGACUUCUGCUCAAGGUUCUUAGCUCCCAGUGUUCUUCUGAACUUGUUCAUGUGCUGUUGAACAGUGUCUUUACUCCCACCUCUGAGCCUUUCAGUGCAUUAUUUUCUCUUGUGGCUUGGUUGACAAAGGGUUCGUCUGAACCUCAACAUCCCUGAUACGGCCUUUACACUACUCCAUCUUGUGUGUUCCAACAGCUUGCUUGUAGGUUAUCUUUCCUCCAUAACUGCAUCGUGGAUGACCACAAAUUCCUUUUUGACCUCCGGGUCAUCUGGGGAAAUCGGACUCAGAUCCUUAGGCAUCAGUGGACAAAGAUCAACUCCAUUCCAAAGAGUCUCUGGGCCCUUUAUCCAUCUCAUGGGCUUAAAAAAUCAUUCCACUUAAAGCAUCUUCUGACAGAUUUUUCGUAGAGCCUUGUUUCCACUGGUGAGUUGAUGACAUCUGUGUUUUGUGUUUCUUUAGAAAGAAUACAAUGGACGGCAAUAUAUUUGUUCAUCUUUAUUUCAUCAUUC
This is a messenger RNA of Gadus chalcogrammus (walleye pollock), 3839 nucleotides long. RefSeq names its product kinesin-like protein KIF20B. The transcript is spliced from 8 exons. Lineage: Eukaryota; Metazoa; Chordata; Actinopteri; Gadiformes; Gadidae. The coding region runs from base 196 to 1089 and encodes 297 amino acids. The record is from RefSeq and is a predicted model, not a curated record.